GAAAAGUCUGUUUGAGGUAACAAACAUGACUGGGGCGAAGCACUUCCUCAACGCUACGCUUCCUGACGUGGAUAGGAUGCAAGCGAAAGACGAGGUGCUUAGUCAUGCGGGGUAUACCGUUGUGAGGCAUGCCUUAGAGUGCGAGCAGCUCCAGAAGGAGAAGGACGGGCUGCAGAAGGAGAAGGGGGAAUGGGAGAAGCAGAAGGGGGAGGUGCAGAGGAGGCUGGAUGAAGUUCUCCCUUCAGUGGUCGAGCUCCAGAACGAAAAUGGUGUCCUGACCACGAAGCUUGCCCUCGAAGAACGAAAGAGGAAGAUCUGUGAGGAGAGGCUCGAGGCUCAGGACAAGUACAUGGACAAGAUGAGGGAAGCAGCCUCGGAGCUGAAGAAGAACGUCAACCUGCUGGUGCACAACGGGAUGGAGGAGCACAUUGGCAACUUCCUCAACUCCAGCACCUUCGAGGAUAUCCUCAAGCUGUACCGGCUGCCCACCGCCAUCCUGGCCUUUACCGACUGCAGGAAGAAGGUGAAGGCCCAGUACCCAGAGGUGGACGUGACAACGGUCACCUUUGGGGAACAGGAGGAAGGAGUGGAGGAAGAUGGCGAGAGUCUCUGUGCGGACUUCCGUCCUCAGAUUACUCUGAGGUGGGAGCGUGAUGCAGAGGGGCGCACCAUUUUUCCUCCAACCUUCGAUGCUGAGUUGGUGGCUGUGGAGGGAGAAGAAGAAGAAGGAGAAGAAGCGCAAGAUGCUGGGGUUGAGGCGGUGACGGCCGAAGUGCAGCCUCCGGAAGUGCAGCCAGUCUCCUCUGACGAGGUGCAGCUGGUGCCCCCUCCUGAAGCAGAAGUGCCAGUCCUGCCUGCUGUAAACGAGCCACUUCUACCGCCUCUUCCUGUUAAGGAGCAGCCUCCUCCUCCAACAGAGUAGCUUAGGUUUUUGCUAGUUGUAUUUGUAAAUAACAUUUGUUGAGAUUUUAUAAAAUUUUUAAAGUUUU
Rubroshorea leprosula is the source of this 989-nucleotide messenger RNA. NCBI's taxonomy places the organism in Eukaryota, Viridiplantae, Streptophyta, Magnoliopsida, Malvales, Dipterocarpaceae. The record is from the annotation of a GenBank genome assembly.